Molecule: messenger RNA, 4085 nt
Organism: Rhizophagus irregularis DAOM 181602=DAOM 197198
Lineage: Eukaryota; Fungi; Glomeromycota; Glomeromycetes; Glomerales; Glomeraceae
Biological process (GO): positive regulation of transcription by RNA polymerase II
Cellular component (GO): mediator complex
Molecular function (GO): transcription coactivator activity
Source: RefSeq, a predicted model, not a curated record
UUAAAGUUAUACUCAAAGACUGAAAUAUUUGCAUCUAAUAUUUAAGAAUUUGUCAUUUUCGUUUCUUCAGCAAAAAGAACACUGGCUGAGAACUAUUCCAUUAUAUCACAUAAGCUAGCAACAGUAUGGAUUCUUCCAGUUUAACCAAAAUUUCUCCGAUUGAAUCCGCUGUAACAAAUGUUCUUACAGUGUCAAAUAUAAUUAAAGUGGGGUGGUGUAAAUAUACUUAUUCUUGUUCUGGAGACCAACUCCGUUCAUUUAUCACUUCUACCCCUUCGUCUGAAGUUGAAAAUAUAUCGCGUAUCGACGAUCCAAUCGUCGUUAAUUAUAUGGUAUUAUUAGAGAAAGGUAUACCAUGUACGUGGAAAUACAAGGACGAAAAUGAAAAAAACUUUGAAAUUUUAUUUACUGAUAAAAUGUUAGUUCGUGAGUUAUAUGUCUUCUGGCUUGAAGACGCCGAAGAACAUCCUUCAACCCUGGAUAAUUUAACUAGGCUUGAGAGCCUUGAAGUUACUGAAAAGGGAACCUUCACAUGGGAAGACUUUGAGAGCUCAGCAAUACAAUUUGACCUUUUUAUAAGAUCAAUAAAAAAUUUAAUAAGCCGAACAUUAAUAGGGAAAGGUGCAGUUCCAAUGGGAGAAUUGCAUUUAUUUCCAAAGUUUCAACAAAAAAUAUAUGAAUGUAUAUUGUCUUGUAAAUAUAAUAUUCACAUAACAUCGACUAAUCUGGUUGUAAAGCCAGUUGUUAGAUAUCAAAGUUUGAGGCCGUUAGCACCUUCUGACUUUUCCAAGUCGGAAGAAGUAAAGCUAGAAGUAGUAAAAGUCUUAUUGGCGCCUUCGGGUAUAAGGGGAAAUCUUUUACCAUAUCGUCGUUAUGAGGCUGAUGAUAUCGCGGCUGUCUUGAACGAGUUCAGAACUCUAUUUGGUCUUGACCUGUCAAAUUUGGAAGAAGAAUCAUCAAUACCUACAUUAGUGCAUGUACAAAUCACGCACGAUAAUCUCACCAAAGACUUUCCAUAUCCUGCAAAAGGAGUAUAUGUUAUAACUGAUAGUAAUAAUAUCUAUCGUUGUGAGGCUCGAGAUUCAGGAAUGGUUCCAGAAAUUUUUAAUAACUUUGUUGAUUAUUCAUCUGAGCAAAAGUUAAAGCCGAGCAAAUGGUGGUCGUAUAACGAUCAUUCAAAAGAAGCUGUGCAGAUUCUGAAGCUUAGAAAUUCCGUUGACCUAGGCACAACCUCUCCUGGUGUGGAUACAAUGACACCUAAUACUCCUGGAAUGGGAAAUGGUACUUCAAGUGCUAGCUCACCUGGGCAUAACUUGGGUACCGGUCGGUCCUCAAAGAAGAGGCCAUUGGAAACAAAAGCUUACCCAUCUCCACCAGACGCUAUACAAUCCAAUGAAAUUCAAAUGCCACCACCACAAAAUGACGCAGAAUUAACUGAUGAAAUAAUGGGAAUGGACGUUGGAUCGUACGAAUUUGACUACUAUAUGUAUGAUGAUAUUACCGAUGCCGAUUUUGACAAUUGUGAUAAUAAAGAUUCGCAGGCAAUUUCGCCGACAACAAACGAUCAAACGCCUGGCAAUAUAUCUAUAGUUAAUGAAGAUUCUCCAUCUGUUGGUCAAAAUCAGAUUUCUUUAGCCAAACAUAGACAACAGCAAAUCGAUCGUGACCUUCAAUUUGAAAUUGGUAAAGUUAAGCUCAGAUAUUGUCCGGAGGAUUACACCCCAUUAAUGUUCCACAACGAGGUUGAUAUGACUAAGUACAUGCCUGGAGGGAAGUUUUGUCGAGCUACUAAUCGUAAAAAGCGAAAACGAGGUUUCUUUUAUACUCCAGAUUAUGAACCUGCUUGGGUAUUAGAAGCAAAAAAGCCUAAAACUUCAGACGAUGAUUUAAAACCUAGCCAAAAGCGUAAUGAGGAGGAAUUGGAAUACUACUCUAGUGAAAGCGAUAUUGAUUAUACUAGUGAGAGUUGUGAAAGUGAAUCUGAAUCUGACAUUGAAUCAAAUGAUGAAUCGGAGGUUGAAUGGAAAAAUGAGAUUGGGAAUUCAAAAGUUUCAAAUCACCGCGAGCUGGGUUUUUUGAAUGCUGGACGUCUAAGUAUGAUAUUUAAUAUUUACGUUCUUUGUGAACGUCGACAACUUCGACGUUUAACAGAUUGCGAAGUUUGCAAUGAUACACAAUCCGAAAUGGCAUUACAAUUUCUUCGGGAACAAAUAGCAGGUGGUUCAUAUCCUUUUGGGGCAGGAAUUCAUGGAGAAGGCGAGAGUACUUUUGAAUUUAUUGAAACACGUAGACGAAUUUUGGAAAAUCUUAGUGAUGAUCUUCCUACAUCAUCUGCUCUUCCGUCAGAGCAGCAAGAAAUUACUAUGUCAUUAAAGAAUGUUAUCGAGAAAAUUUCUGUCAAAUUUCCUCGUCCAGAAAAUCAUCCACAAUUGUCCGUCAAUGGGCCGCUGUCUGUUCAAGAUUAUUAUAAUUUAAAUGGUGUUCAAUUCAAAAUUAACGAAGGUGUGGAGUCUAAUUUUCAGGUGCUCAAGACUCCUGAUAUAAUCGUUUGUGCCGAUAAAUUUCUCAUUGAGACUUCUCCGGAGAUUGUUAAGUAUUGGGAUAAGCACAAUCUCACUCCAUUCGCCGGAAAAAAGGACGUAAAAUACUUUGUCUUUUGUCCAGAAGGCGAUUCAUUAUAUUAUCAUGUGAAAAAUUUUUUCAACGAACUUCGGGUUCAGUAUGAGCUUCACUGUGUGUUAGGAAUGCACGAACCUGGAAUUAUACAAAAUCCAAAUUACAACUUCAAGCAAGGUAUUAUACCCAUUCGUCUAAAACCACAAAAUCGAAAUGAAACAGAGUUAGAUCGAAUGAUUCGCAGUUACAAAUCAACAUGCGAAGAAUUCGGUUCUUCAUUGGCAUCGCAUAUUGCUAAUUUUGAGAAAACACAACUUGUGAUCUAUCUUAUCAACCCAUUUAAUCAUUUAACGGCUUAUUAUGACAUAUUCAAGUGCUAUGCUAAGUUUUACACGUCCCUUGAAAAAUCAUUGAAAUCGGUCUCAACAAAAAAUAUAUUGAAUUAUGUAAUGCCACAACUCAUACCGAUUGAACACGUCGUUCGAUUCGGCGAAAAUUGUAUUAGGCCAUUUAGACAAAGACCUGUUCUUAAAGACUUGGCCUUCAGUGUAUAUACACGAUCAAAAUCUUAUAGACCACUUUUUAUUCUACCAAAGCCAUCUGUUGUUUCUGUCGGGUUUCAAUUGAUAAAGAAAGCACCUCCAGUAAGAGAACUUAUAGAAUACAACAAAAUUUUGCACAUGUCGUAUGGUUUUAGCUUUGAUCAACGCAGAUUAGUUAUGGUUUGGGUUGAUAUGGAGGGCAAAAAGCUUGGAAGUUACUCAACUCCAACUUAUGAGAGCAAAAAUCAAAUAAGCCUAGAAUCUUUAUAUAAAGAGACUUGGGGCAGGACAUGCGCUUUUAAUAAGCAUAUAGGUGGUUAUAAACAAAUUAUAAUUACUAAAACUGGUGUCAUGACGCAGGAAGAAAAAAAUUUAUGGAUCAAAGUAACAGAAGGCAAGGUGCCCAUUUUUAGUGUCAAUUUAGACACAACGCUUGAUAUCAAGCCGACAUUAGAUGGAAAUGGACAAAGUUCAAAAAUAUGCGGCAUGGUUUUGAAUCAUCCCAUUCCUGUCAAUGAUUUCCGACCAGAAGCGACGGGUUUUCUUGUCGAAGUGAACAAUAAUGAGACUGUAUCUAACACUAUUCAAGUUGACCUUUUAUACAACCCAAAAAAUGAAAAGAAAAAUACUGAGAUCAUGUGGGAUGUACUUAAUCAAUUCCAUGUACUUUCUUUCAUGGAAGUAACAACAACUCACAUGUGUUUGCCGAUUCAUGUAUUGAUGGUCGAACGCUGUUGCAGAGUAUAUUUGGGUGUGCCCGCUUAAUAUCAUAAUUUAAUACUGCGGCAAUAUAAUAAUUAGACUUCGGAAAUGAAAUCAUUGAAAAAUUUCUGUAUAUAGAAUAUUUUAUUUCUUACACAUUACAUCAUUUUAUUUUUAUUUUUAUUUUAUUUUUAUUUUUUUAUUAUUUUUAUUGCUAUUUUCCAU